AUGAUGAGACAGACUCCUGCCCCCAGGAAGACUACGGCCAGAAGGCCCAAGCCCAGCCGCCCUGCGGGAACCGGGGCCUCCAAGGCGGGGCCCUCUGGGUCUGUGUCUGCCUCGGCUGGAGAGAUGAGCAGUAGCGAGCCUUCCACCCCGGCGCAGACCCCUCUGGGGACCCCCAUCAUCCCUGGGGGCCUCCUCUCCCCUUCAGCCCCCCCACCUCCACUCCCCAGCAAGGAGGAGGAGUCUCUGCGAGGUCAGGUGAAGGAUCUGGAGGAGAAGUUAGAGACUCUGAGGAUGAAGAGGACAGAGGACAAGGUCAAGCUGAAGGAGCUGGAGAAACAUAAGAUCCAGCUGGAGCAGCUCCAGGAAUGGAAGAACAAGAUGCAAGAGCAGCAGAACGACCUGACAAAACAACUCAAAGAGGCCAAGAAGGAGGCGAAGGAGGCCCAGGAGGCGAAGGAGCACUACAUGGAGGAGAUGGCGGACACGGCUGACGCUAUAGAGAUGGCCACGCUGGACAAGGAGAUGGCUGAAGAGCGGGCAGAGUCCCUGCAGCAGGAGGUGGAGUCACUGAAGGAGAAACUAGAAGAGCUCGCCAUGGACCUGGAGAUCCUCAAACACGAGAUAGAGGAGAAAGGUUCAGACGGUGCUGCUUCCAGUUACCAUGUCAAACAGCUGGAGGAGCAGAACGGCAGGUUGAAGGAAGCUCUCGUCAGGAUGCGUGACUUGUCUGUGUCGGAGAAGCAGGAACAUGUGAAGCUCCAGAAGCAGACCGAGAGGAAGAGUACAGAGCUGGACACCCUGAGGACUCAGAGAGAGAAACUCCAGGAGGAGAUGAAACUGGCCGAGAGGACCAUCGAUGAACUCAAAGAACAGGUGGAUGGGGCUUUAGGAGCUGAGGAGAUGGUGGAGACUCUGACAGAGAGGAAUCUAGACCUGGAGGAGAAAGUCAGAGAGCUGAGAGAGACCGUCGUUGAUCUGGAAGCCAUCAAUGAAAUGAACGACGAGCUGCAGGAGAACGCCAGAGAGACGGAGCUGGAGCUCAGAGAGAUGCUGGAUCUGGGCGGAGGCAGGGUCAGGGAGGCGGAGAAACGAGUGGAGGCUGCUCAGGAGACCGUAGCUGACUAUCAACAGACCAUCAAGAAGUACCGCGAGCUGACCGCUCACCUGCAGGAGGUGAACAGAGAGCUGACCAGCCAACAGGAAGCCACAGCUGAGCAACAGCAACAACCUCCAGCUGAGAUGUUUGACUUCAAGAUCAAGUUUGCUGAGACUAAGGCCUAUGCCAAGGCCAUAGAAAUGGAGCUGAGGAAGAUGGAAGUGGGCCAGGCUAACAGACAGGUGUCUCUCCUCACAUCCUUCAUGCCCGACUCCUUCCUACGUCAUGGAGGAGACCACGACUGUAUUCUGGUGCUUCUGCUCAUACCAAGACUCAUCUUCAAGGCGGAGCUGAUCAGCAAGCAGGCCCAGGAGAAGUUUGAUCUGAGUGACAACUGUGUGGAGAGGAGCGGCAUGAGAGGAGCGGCUGGGGAACAGCUGAGCUUUGCUGCUGGACUCGUCUACUCUCUCAGUCUACUACAGGCUACACUACAUAAAUAUGAGCAAGCGCUGAACCAAUGCAGCGUGGAGGUAUAUCAGAAGAUCGGGACGCUGUACCCGGAGAUGGGCGUGCACGAACGUUCCCUGGACUUCCUGAUUGACCUGCUGCACAAAGACCAGCUGGAUGAGACGGUGAAUGUGGCGCCACUCACCAAGGCCAUCAAAUACUACCAGCACCUGUACAGUAUCCACCUGGCAGAGCAGACAGAAGACUGCACCAUGCACCUGGCUGAUCACAUCAGGUUUACCCAGAGUGCGUUGGACUGUAUGUGUGUGGAGGUUGGUCGUUUGCGUGCGUUCCUACACACAGGGCAGGAGAAGACGGACCUGGCCGUGCUGCUGAAGGAUCUAGAGACUUCCUGUUCUGACAUCAGACAGUUCUGUAAGAAGAUCCGCCGACGCAUGCCUGGUACGGACGUACCUGGGAUACCUGCUGCACUCACCUUCCUACAGCAGGUGGCAGAUAUUCUGCUGGACUGCAGGAAGCACCUGACCUGGGUGGUGGCCGUGCUGCAGGAGGUGGCGGCUGCAGGGGCGCAGAUGGUUGCCCAUCUAGGGGAGCAGGAGGGACUCUCCGCGCUCAAACUAGAGGACGUGGCCUUUAAGGCUGGAGAGCAGAUCUAUGGAACUCAAGGUUCUAACCCCUAUGGGUGCCUGCGCCAGUCCUGCUGCAUCGUCAUAGCAACCAUGAACAAGAUGGCCACCGCCAUGCAGGAAGGAGAGUACGACGCAGAUAGACCCCAGAUCAUGACACUUCCUCCGGUGGAGCUGCGUGCCACAGCCCUCAGAGCGGAGAUCACCGACGCAGAAGGACUGGGCAUGAAGCUGGAGGACAGAGAGACAGUCAUCAAGGAGCUCAAGAAGUCACUCAAGUUCAAGGGAGAGGAGCUGAGUGAGGCUAGUGUCCGGCUCAGUCUGUUGGAGAAGAAACUAGACAGUUCAUCUAGAGACGCAGACGAGCGCGUAGAGAAGAUCCAGACUCAACUAGACGAGACUCAGACUCUGCUCAAGAAGAAGGAGAAGGAGUUUGAGGAGACCAUGGACGCGCUGCAGGCCGAUAUCGACCAAUUGGAGUCGGAGAAGGCGGAUCUGAAGCAGCGUCUGAACAGCCAAUCAAAGAUGACCAUGGACGGGCUGAGAGGAGCGCCAGCGUCAGGCAUCGCCUCCGUUGUCACGGGGAUGACAGGAGGUUAG
This is a messenger RNA of Salvelinus namaycush (lake trout), 2790 nucleotides long. Its product is annotated as dynactin subunit 1-like. The record is from RefSeq and is a predicted model, not a curated record. The transcript is spliced from 19 exons. Lineage: Eukaryota; Metazoa; Chordata; Actinopteri; Salmoniformes; Salmonidae. Gene Ontology annotation, cellular component: kinetochore; spindle pole; axon. Gene Ontology annotation, biological process: establishment of mitotic spindle orientation; nuclear migration. The coding region runs from base 1 to 2790 and encodes 929 amino acids.